Molecule: messenger RNA, 1680 nt
Organism: Aspergillus clavatus NRRL 1
Lineage: Eukaryota; Fungi; Ascomycota; Eurotiomycetes; Eurotiales; Aspergillaceae
Product: putative ceramide glucosyltransferase
Exons: 2
Coding region: 1-1680 (559 amino acids)
Biological process (GO): glucosylceramide biosynthetic process
Cellular component (GO): membrane
Molecular function (GO): ceramide glucosyltransferase activity
Source: RefSeq, a predicted model, not a curated record
AUGACAGAGCUUCAGUCGUAUUUGAGUCGCUUCGAUAUCGGAUUCGCCGUCAGACAUGGCGAAUUCGCGUGGUCGACCGCGCUAGGUUGGAUCUGUCUGAUCUGGUACACCGUCGUGUUCACUAAACCUCAACAAUCCCAUUCAGCCUCCUCCACCGAUGCCCCUCAUGUCACCGCCAUCCGCCCCGUCAAGGGCCUUGAACCACAUCUCUACGACUGUCUGGCUGCGACGUUCGAGCAGGAUUAUCCCCGCGAUAAAUUGACCGUGUAUUUCUGCAUCUCAUCGCAGGCCGACCCCGCCUUCCCAACCCUGCAGAAACUUUUGGAGGAUUAUCCGCAUCGCGAUGCGCGCAUCUACAUCGAGGAGGAAGACCCGUUACUCCAGCCCCAUAAUAAGGCCAACUACGACCUGGGCCCCAAUCCCAAGAUACGCAAUAUGAGCCGUGCGUACAGAGAAGCCAAGGGUGAUCUGGUCUGGAUCAUCGACUGCAACGUGUGGGUGGGACAAGGAGUCUGCGGCCGGAUGGUGGACAGACUGUGCGGGCUAGGGGGCAAACAAGGGAAGAAGUACAAGUUUGUGCACCACUUGCCCAUUGCUGUGGAUGUGACGGGGACGAUUGGCCUGCGAGAGCAGCGGGAAGCUUUCUUGCAAGCGCACGAUGAAGGCGAUGCUAUUCCGGAAAGAAACGAAGCAGCAGCGUUGAUAAGAGAACAGCAUGGCGAGGUUGGCUGCCUUGCGACCGGGGGUGGUCGCCUAGAAGAACUGUUCCUGUCCUCUUCUCAUGCAAAGAUGUACACUGCCAUCAACACCGUCCUCAUUGCCCCGUGCAUUGUCGGUAAAUCGAAUAUGUUUCGCCGUUCCCACCUUGAUGAAUUGACCAAACCAUCGCCUACUGAUCCGCGGCCGCGCCAUCCUGGGAUUGACUACUUCUCCGACAACAUAUGCGAGGAUCAUCUGAUUGGAGAUUUGUUGUGGAAAAGACAAGUCCGCGAGGAAACGGAAUCAGGAGAGCGCUGGGGCAAACAUGGUAUGGUCUUUGGCGAUCUUGCCAUUCAGCCCGUCGCAAACAUGAGUGUCCAGGCCUACAUCGCACGUCGAGUCCGGUGGCUACGUGUGCGCAAGUUCACGGUUCUGCUUGCGACUCUAGUUGAGCCGGGUACGGAGUCGAUCGUCUGUUCUCUGUAUGGAGCAUGGGGAGUCACAACUUCUCUUGCUCACUUCCUGCAGCGCAAUGGCUUUGGGUGGGCCAGUUACCUGACCUCGUGGACCGCGUUUUUGGCACUCUUCUCUCUGAGCAUCGUCACUUGGGCAUUGAUCGAUUGGACCUUGUAUAUCAAACUACACUCAGCGAAAACCGUCGAGCUCGACGAGGACACGCCGUGCUUUGCACGACCACCGGUCCGUCAGCGGACGAGGCGGUCCUUCCUCCAUUGGUUUGCGGCAUGGCUGGGGCGAGAGAUGCAUGCUUUUCCGAUCUGGGUUUGGGCGUUCUAUGGCGGAGUGACCGUCGUCUGGCGCGACCGACGAUUCCGGGUUGGACUUGACAUGAAGGUUCAAGAAAUCAGGAAUGGAAAGGGAGUCCAGAUGGAAGGAUCAUUUUCGAGUCCCGCUUCUCGGUUAGUCGCUCAGAGUCGAGUCGAUAGUCAUCCAGGGGAACCUCGGAAAGUGAGGCGCGAUUGA